UGUCCUGGCGCUUGUGGUGGGCACGGGCAGGAGCUGCGUGACAUGCAGGAGACUGCCCAGAGCCAGCAAGUGCAAGUGGAGAUGGAGCAGGUCAAGCCGGACCUGACGGCGGCACUGCGUGAGAUCCGCACCCAGUACGAGAGCAUCGCGGUGAAGAACCUGCAGGAGGCCGAGGAGUGGUACAAGUCCAAGUUCGCUGACCUGUCAGACGCAGCCAACCGGAACCACGAGGCGCUGCGCAUGGCCAAGCAGGAGAUGAACGAGUCCCGGAGGCAGAUCCAGAGCCUGACCUGCGAGGUGGACGGCCUCAAAGGAACCAACGAAGCGCUGCUGCGGCAGAUGCGGGAGCUCGAGGAGCAGUGUGGGGCGGAGAUCAGCAGCUACCAGGACACGGUGAGGCGGCUGGAGCAGGAGAUCCAGCACAUGAAGGAGGAGAUGGCGCGGCACCUGCGUGAGUACCAGGACCUGCUCAAUGUCAAGAUGGCGCUGGACAUCGAGAUCGCCACCUACCGCAAGCUGCUGGAGGGCGAGGAGAGCAGGAUCACUGUGCCCAUGCAGCUGAUGCCCUCCUUCACCAUGAAAAGUUCAGUGCCAGAGCCAGAGCCGGUGCCAGUGGUGGAGACACACACCAGAAAAAUGGUUCUGAUCAAAACGAUUGAGACCCGGGAUGGAGAGGUGGUGACGGAGUCGCAGAAGGAGCAGAGAGCGGAGUCAGAGAAGUGACCCCAGCACCAGGCUCCGCACAGCCCCCCACUGCAGCCCGCCCCCCACUCCCCCAUGCCGCACCGGCCUUACACGACUACUGAUACCUCUGAGCCCCGGCACCCCCGCACACCCAACUUCCACCGGCCCAUGGUGCUCGGGGACGGGAGAGCAGAGCAAUAACCCUGCCUGGGCAGGGGCUGCUGGCAGGGAGGGACCUAGGAGUCCUGCCCUGCCCUGCCCCCACCCAGCUUCCCCUUCCCCUGCCUCCUCUGGGGGGCCUCCACCUUCUUCUGAAGCAUCAGGACCUGCCUCACCAACACCACUGGCACUGGGAGGGGGGCAGAGCCCGGCACUGGUGGAGGCUGACACCAGGAUCCAGGACCAGCUGUCGCCUGCAGGGCUGUGUCCUGGGCCUGGCGCUGCCUGGGUCCCCCGUGGAGGCGGGUGCCGGCGCUGCUGCUGUUCAAGUUUGGUGCCCAUAGCGAGUGCUUCCUGCCCAGAGCCAGGGUCCCACCCGGCCCGAAGGGCUGAUACCAAAGCUGCCCCAUUUUUAUACUGUGGCCCAUCUCCCUGCUUCCAGCAUGGACUUGCCCCAGCACCCAUCUCUGCCUCCUGCAGCCAGGCCCAGCUGCAAAGCUGUGCCCCAGGCCCAGGGUUCACCUAGGCCAGAGGGCUCGGGGUGGUGGCAUCCAUCUGGCACGAGUCUGGGCCAUUCCCUGCCCCUGGCUCUUUUCUCUGCAGCUCCCCCUGUUCUGUGCUCUGCUCCCCCUCUGUUACACUCGGUGCCUCUGCCUCAGCAUCCCCUCCCUCUGCCUCGGUCCGCUCUGGACCAAACCAGGGGGAUGUGACUGGGGCCACUCGGCCAGCUGCACCCCUUCCCCUCCAGCCCUGGGGGACCCCCCCCACACCUGCUGCAGGAGUUGCUGUGGUGCUCCUGGGUCUUCCCCGACCUGCCUGAACAGCGACGGACCCCCGCUGUGUAUCCGCUUGUCCAGCCAAUAAAAAGCCUAGUGAGGAGCUCUGCUCUGCUGUGUCCCCCUUGCGGCACCCGGGCUGGGGGGGGAGGCAAGGCGGCGACCCCAGUGUUACCACAGUCCUGGGGACACUGGGGCUGCAGCCCAUGGUGCUCGGGGCAUCCUGUGAG
This is a messenger RNA of Alligator sinensis (Chinese alligator), 1849 nucleotides long. RefSeq names its product peripherin (gene PRPH). Lineage: Eukaryota; Metazoa; Chordata; Crocodylia; Alligatoridae. Bases 43 to 723 code for a protein of 226 amino acids. The record is from RefSeq and is a predicted model, not a curated record. The transcript is spliced from 6 exons. Gene Ontology annotation, cellular component: plasma membrane; type III intermediate filament; axon.